AUGCUCUUUAGACAAAAUGAAAAAGUUCCCAAAAAAGGAAAGGAUAGCUUUCGUGAGUUCAUGAAAAGAGAAAAAGAUUCUUGCUAACAGACUUAAAUGAAACUCUCAACAUUUAUCCAUAAAACUGUUCCAAAUGAUUAAGUAAAAUCUUAAUUAAGUUCUGCUCCAUACGCCUUAGAUGGUUAAUUGAUCAGGUUGGGUAAUACAUGGGAUGCCAAACAUUUAGGAAUUUUUCUUUAAAAAAUUUAAUAUGCUUCAACUAGUGAAAGCUCUCUCCUAAUUACUGAACCAGUAGUAGUCUAAAAUACCACUAAAAACUAAAGUUUUUUUUUCAGAAAUUAAAAACCUCGAAAUUCAGAAGAUUAUGUGGAUUAUUUACAUUAACAUACAAUCAAUCAUUUAAUAAGUGAUCAUCCAACCCUAAAAAAUGGAACCUAAUUUUUGCAAAAGAAACUCCUAUCUGUGCCUGAUAAAACAUUUGAUGAGUCUAAACUAAAUUACGAAACAGAGUCAAAAUUGAAAAAACCAAAAGAAUAAUUUUAGGACAUGUUGGUUGCUAAGGAAAAUCAAAGGAAAUUUCACCAAUGGAGAUCAGAAUUUCAAGAUGUUAAUCGAGCAUUCAAAAAGGCUAAACAAUGUUUUAAAAGUGGAUUGUAUGCUUUAGAUAAUCCUUUAAAUGAUAACACAGAGCUCUAUAAGGAAGAAAAUGCUAAAUUAAGAGGAUAAGAAAAGCAAAGUCUGAGGAAAUAAUUGGAGAGAUAUAAAUCACUUGAAAAAUUUAAUUCAAGCAAUCCCUCCAUUGAAUUUUAGAAUAUAGCUCAUAAACCAUUAAGCUCUAAAUAAUCAGAUCCCUUAUUUACAAAAAUAAACUUCCCUUCUCAAAACUUUGAGUUGCAUGAUAAAUGGAAGAUGAAAAAAAUGAUAGAAUAAAAUAUUGAUACUAAAAGUAGAAUAUUUGGAGAAAAUUCUAAAAAUAAGGCUAAUCCUCACAGAACUGUCUUUUCGAGAGAACAAGAUAUUAGAGACAAAUACUAAAAUCCUGUACACCUAACAUAAAGUUUAAUUGGUUGA
Molecule: messenger RNA, 1071 nt
Organism: Paramecium tetraurelia
Lineage: Eukaryota; Ciliophora; Oligohymenophorea; Peniculida; Parameciidae
Exons: 3
Source: RefSeq, a predicted model, not a curated record